Molecule: messenger RNA, 4012 nt
Organism: Cucurbita pepo subsp. pepo (vegetable marrow)
Lineage: Eukaryota; Viridiplantae; Streptophyta; Magnoliopsida; Cucurbitales; Cucurbitaceae
Gene: PEX1
Product: peroxisome 1
Biological process (GO): protein import into peroxisome matrix
Cellular component (GO): peroxisomal membrane; peroxisome; cytosol
Molecular function (GO): ATP hydrolysis activity; ATP binding
Source: RefSeq, a predicted model, not a curated record
UGUGAUGGGUAUCAUUGAAGUUCGCAACAAUUUCACUGCAACUUUCUGCUCCGACGACUACAUGACGACGAGCAACAACUGAGCCGACUUCAACUUCAACUCGCAAAGCCGUCGCUGCCGGAGAAAGUCGGGAUCGGAGAGCGCCUGGAACUCUCUCUCUUUUUGUCGGUGUGAAGACCGGCGUCAUAGCCAUCGUCGGAGGCACUCAAUUUUCAUUUUCAUUACACGCGGCGGCCGACUUAAUUCGGUAUUGGAAUUGCAUUGCGCCAUCUAAUUCACUCGCUUCUGCUGCGGUCUUCCGUUUGUGGAAAUUCAAUUCUUGAGUGCUAUGGAAUUGGAGGUGAGGACUGUGGGAGGGAUGGAGAACUGUUUUGUGUCACUUCCUCUCGUUCUCAUCCAAACUCUCGAGAGGCGGUCUGGUUCUGGCUCGGCCAUGGGCGGUCUCCCUGAAUUCCUCGUUCUUGAACUUCGCGAUUCCUCUUCCGAUGAGGUUUGGACGGUUGCUUGGUCUGGCGCUUCCUCAUCUUCUGCUGCAAUUGAGGUCUCCAAGCAAUUUGCAGAUUGUAUUUCCUUACCAGACUGUACCAGUGUUCAAGUUCGAGCUAUUUCUAAUGUGCCGAAGGCUACUGUAGUUACAAUUGAGCCUUAUGGUGAGGAUGACUGGGAAGUUCUAGAGUUAAAUGCAGAGCUUGCUGAGGCAGCCAUAUUGAACCAGGUCAGAAUCAUUCAUGAAGCAAUGCGAUUUCCUUUGUGGUUGCAUGGUCGGACGGUUGUUACAUUCCUUGUGAUUUCUACCUCUCCUAAGCGUGCGGUGGUGCAACUCGUGUCCGGAACUGAGGUAGUAGUUGCUCCAAAGACACGUAAGAGAGUUCUAGACUCUAGAGAGGGUUCGUGCAUGCAAUCUUCCCGUAUGGUUCAGGAAAAAGCUAUGUUGCGAGUUCAAGAUCUAGACAAGAGAUUGAUUUGCAAUAGUAAUUGUGCAGGCACUGAGGUUCGGGUAGUGCCAACUUCUGUUGCCUUUAUUCAUCCACAAACAGCUAAAAAUUUCUCAUUGAAUUCUCUUGAGUUGGUUUCUAUAUUGCCUAGAUCAUCAGGGAAAGAGAGAGGGAAGCAUAGCGAGAUAAAUGAUUUGAGGAAUUCGAAAGGUUCAACUGCAAAAGCGAAUGGUGGAGAAAGAGCUAAUGGAGAAGAGAGUCGACAGGCUAUUGUUUAUCUUUUAAAUUCAAAUUUGGUGAAUGAAGGACAUAUAAUGAUCGCUCGUUCCCUUAGACUUUAUCUGAGAAUCAACUUGCAUUCAUGGGUUCUUGUAAAGCAACAGAACGUUAAUUUGAAGGCUGAUUUCUCCUCUGCUUCACUUUCACUUUGCUACUUUAAAAUACAUGAUGAUGACGUGCCUCUUCUGAAAAAUGAUCUGAAGGCAAGUGACAGCCCUAACAGUGUCAAGAGGAAAAAUAUUUUAUCCAAGACUGGCUCAUGGUCUUAUAUGGACGUUGCUAACUUGCCAGUUCAUGAACAAGUUCUUGAUGUUCUUUCUCACGAAUCUCCUGGUAGAGAUGAUGAGGAUUCUCGCUGUAUGUCAAGUGUGGAAAAAGGAUUACAAACUCUUCUUCGAGUAUGGCUCCUUGCACAUCUUGAUGCCAUUGCUUCUAGCAUAGGAACUGAAGUUAAUUCGAUGCUUCUGGGGAACCAAAGCUUGCUUCACUUUGAAAUCAGGACUAGAGGAAAUAUAAACUCAGCAUCUCUAAAUGCUUCAGAAGACACACAUAAGACAGAUGAGAUCCUGUGUCUUAUGACUAUUUCUCAAGAGCCACAGCAAGGGGUAUGCAGUAAUGCAUUCAAACUUUCUUUUGAUGAUCAAAACAAGUGCGUUAUUAAUUUGGGAGGUGUGGAGUUGUCUAAAAGGUUGCACUUUGGUGACCCUGGAUCCUUCUCAACCAUUAAAGAGAAGACUUAUAUUGAUGUUGAUAGCUUGGAUGUAUCUUCUCUGAGCUGGUUGGAUGCAUCUCUCCCUAAUGUUAUUAAUAGGAUAAAGGUAUUAUUAUCUCCAAGAGCAGGGCGGUGGUUUGGGGCCCACGAUCUUCCACUUCCUGGACAUAUUCUCUUAUGUGGACCUUCGGGUUCUGGUAAGACAUUAUUAGCAAGAGCUGCAGCCAAAUUCCUUCAGGAAUACGAUGAAAUUUUAGCGCAUGUAGUUUUUGUAUGUUGUUCCCGACUUGCUUCUGAAAAAGUCCAGACUAUUCGCCAGUCACUAUUGAACUAUAUAUCAGAAGCUUUAGAUCAUGCACCUUCUCUCAUUGUUUUUGAUGACUUAGACAGCAUUAUCUUGUCAACAUCUGACUCAGAAGGAUUUCAGCCAUCCACAUCGACGUCUGCAAUAACAGAGUUUCUCACUGACGUGAUAGAUGAAUAUGAGGAAAAGAGGAAAAGCUCAUGUCAGGUUGGUCCUAUUGCAUUUAUAGCUUCUAUGCAGGCUCUAGAUAAGAUACCACAAUCAUUGAGAUCUUCAGGAAGAUUUGACUUUCAUGUGGAAUUACCUGCUCCUGCUGCAUCAGAACGAGCUGCUAUUCUGAAGCAUGAAAUACAGAGACGUUCCUUAGAUUGCUCAGAUGUGACCUUACAAGACAUUGCCUCAAAAUGUGAUGGCUAUGAUGCUUAUGAUUUAGAAAUUUUGGUCGAUAGAGCUGUCCAUGCUGCCGUUAGCCGUUUUCUGCCAUUGAGUCUUAACCAGAAGCAAAAUCCCACUUUAAUUGAAAAUGAUUUUUCUCUGGCAAUGAAUGAGUUUGUUCCGGCUUCAAUGCGUGAUAUUACUAAACCAUCCGCAGAAGGUGGUCGCUCUGGCUGGGAUGAUGUUGGUGGUUUAGUGGAAGUUAAGAAUUCUAUCAAAGAGAUGCUUGUAUUUCCUUCAAAGUUCCCGAACAUCUUUGCUCAAGCCCCUUUAAGGCUACGGUCAAAUGUUCUCCUAUAUGGACCUCCUGGUUGUGGCAAGACCCACAUAGUUGGUGCUGCUGCUGCUGCUUGUUCAUUGCGAUUUAUAUCAGUCAAAGGGCCGGAACUUUUAAACAAAUACAUUGGUGCUUCUGAGCAAGCUGUUCGUGAUAUUUUCACUAAAGCAACUGCAGCAGCACCUUGCAUUCUUUUCUUUGAUGAGUUUGAUUCAAUUGCCCCAAAGAGAGGGCACGAUAAUACUGGAGUGACCGAUCGUGUAGUCAAUCAAUUUCUAACUGAAUUGGAUGGUGUCGAAGUUCUAACCGGUGUAUUUGUUUUUGCUGCAACAAGUAGACCAGAUUUGCUUGAUGCCGCACUGCUAAGACCUGGCCGACUGGAUCGCCUUCUGUUUUGUGAUUUCCCCUCUCCUGUGGAACGGCUAAAUAUUCUCCAAGUUCUUUCCACAAAGCUACCGCUGGCCAGUGAUGUCGAUUUGGAGCCAGUAGCUUAUAUGACAGAAGGUUUUAGUGGAGCUGAUCUUCAAGCUCUACUCUCCGAUGCUCAACUUGCAGCGGUUCAUGAGCAUCUCGAUAGCGCUAAUGCUAGUGACCCGGCUCAAAAGCCUAUCAUUACUGAUGUGCUAUUGAAGGCAACUGCAGGCAAGGCAAGACCAUCAGUAUCAGAUGCUGAGAAGCAAAGACUGUACGGCAUCUACAGACAGUUCCUGGAUUCCAAAAAAUCUGUCUCUGCGCAGACUAGAGAUGCAAAGGGGAAAAGAGCAACCCUAGCUUAGAGAGGCAACCAGCACUAUCACUAUAUUUUGGCUAUCAAACUGGUCUUGUCUUUUAAGUAAGUUUGUUCAUUGUUACCAUAAUUGUUUUAAGAUAUUAUUACUUUACACAUAGGGGACAGAAUUUGAUCUUAUGACCAAUAAAGUGAGAGAAGUAUAGAUUUUAUGUCACUAUUAAUGUAAUUUACUCUUGGAGGUGUCAUUUAAUCAAAUGCCAUUCUUCUUUCUGCCCCUUCAAACGCUUGAACCGAUGUAUAUAUAUAAACUAGUUAUUAACACAGGAUGUUGAAUUUUAAA